Rhinichthys klamathensis goyatoka is the source of this 2671-nucleotide messenger RNA. RefSeq names its product glucose-6-phosphate dehydrogenase (gene g6pd). Gene Ontology annotation, biological process: pentose-phosphate shunt, oxidative branch; glucose metabolic process. NCBI's taxonomy places the organism in Eukaryota, Metazoa, Chordata, Actinopteri, Cypriniformes, Leuciscidae. Gene Ontology annotation, molecular function: glucose-6-phosphate dehydrogenase activity; NADP binding. Bases 53 to 1597 code for a protein of 514 amino acids. The transcript is spliced from 12 exons. Gene Ontology annotation, cellular component: cytosol. The record is from RefSeq and is a predicted model, not a curated record.
AUGAGAUUGAUCUCCUGCACUUUAAUCUUUUCCUGACCUCUUGGCAGACAAGAUGAGCACCCUUCCCCUCUCACGCUCAGAAGUGUUUGGGCAACUGAGGAAAGAGCUACACGACGAUGUGGAGUUUCACCAGUCCGAUGUGCAUAUCUUCAUCAUCAUGGGUGCUUCGGGAGAUCUGGCCAAAAAGAAAAUCUACCCAACUUUGUGGUGGUUGUUCAGAGACGGUCUUCUCCCCGAACAGACAUAUUUUGUGGGCUUUGCUCGUUCCGAUCUGACCGUGGAUGCCAUACGUGCGGCCUGCAUGCCCUACAUGAAGGCGGUCGACUCUGAGGCAGAGCGCCUGGCUGCGUUCUUCAGUCGAAACUCUUACAUCAGCGGGAAGUACGUGGAUGAAUCGUCUUUUGCUAACUUGAACACUCACCUCCUGUCCCUGCCCGGAGGAGCCGAGGCCAACCGGCUCUUCUACCUGGCCCUGCCGCCCAGCGUCUACCACGAUGUCACCAAGAACAUCAAACAUCAAUGCAUGAGCACCAAAGGCUGGAACAGGAUCAUCGUGGAGAAGCCGUUUGGCCAUGACUUGCAGAGCUCAGAGGAGUUAUCCAGUCAUCUCUUUUCUCUCUUCACUGAGGAACAGAUUUACCGGAUAGACCAUUACCUAGGCAAAGAGAUGGUCCAGAACCUCAUGGUCCUCAGGUUUGGAAACCGGAUAUUUGGCCCCAUAUGGAACCGGGACAGUGUGGCAUGUGUGGUUCUGACCUUCAAAGAGCCGUUUGGUACCCAGGGCCGGGGAGGAUAUUUCGACGAUUUUGGUAUCAUUCGCGAUGUGAUGCAGAACCACCUGCUGCAGAUGCUCUCUCUGGUUGCCAUGGAGAAGCCCGCAUCCACCAGCUCUGAUGAUGUUAGGGACGAGAAGGUGAAGGUGUUGAAGUGCAUUGAAGCAGUCUCUCUGUCAGACGUGGUCUUGGGUCAGUACGUGGGAGAUCCAGAUGGAGAAGGAGAGGCUAAACUGGGUUAUCUAGAUGACACAACUGUCCCUAAAGGCUCCACUCAAGCUACAUUUGCCACUGCAGUGCUUUAUGUAAAGAAUGAACGCUGGGAUGGGGUUCCCUUCAUCCUCAGGUGUGGAAAGGCUCUGAAUGAGAGGAAGGCCGAGGUGAGGCUGCAGUUCACCGACGUUCCUGGAGACAUCUUUGAGACUCAGUGCAGGCGGAACGAGUUGGUGGUCCGUGUGCAGCCCAACGAGGCCAUCUACGCCAAGAUGAUGAGCAAGAAACCUGGAGUCUACUUCAGUCCGGAGGAGACGGAGCUGGACCUGACCUACCACAGCAGAUACAGGGAUGUUAAGCUGCCUGAUGCUUAUGAGCGUCUGAUUUUGGAUGUCUUUUGUGGCAGUCAGAUGCAUUUUGUACGCAGUGACGAGUUGAGGGAAGCCUGGAGAAUCUUCACUCCUCUUCUUCAUCAGAUCGAGACAGAGAAGACGCCACCCAUCAAAUACAAAUACGGGAGCCGUGGUCCUGCAGAGGCUGACGAUCUGGUGCAGAAGGUGGGCUUUCGCUAUGAGGGUACAUACAGAUGGGUGAACCCACACAAACUGUGAAAGAAGAGGACGACAGAGAUGAGUGGAGCUAAAGCCUGUUUAAAAACAUCAGCCCAAGAUGAGUGCCUGAAAUAAAAGGCACUUAAAAAAAAGUAUUUGAAGAUGCACUCUAAGCACUCAUUUCAAGAAGGACCAACAAGAUUACAAACACAAUUUUCUUUGGAUGUUAUGAAGUAUAACCUGCUCAUUAUGAUAUACAAUGCUUUAUAUGACGUUCCUUAUAUUAUUUCUUUCUAUAUUUCAGUGGACUUAACAUUUUGUUAUGCAGUUAAUCAGCAUUCUGAUAUUCAUGCCGAUUCCAUACCGUCUGUGUUCAGAUGCUUUUAUUCCUUAAGAAAGAAAAAGCUUAUGUUAUGCAUUCCUCUUUUCACAAGCAAGUCUUACCAUUAAAUGCUGCUCACAUUUUUUUAAAGUGUUCAUAGGCAGAGGCAUGGUGUAAAAGUACAAUCUACUCCUGCACUGAUAGUUGUCUUCAUGCAUUUUGUCGUGACUUUGGUUGCAAUCUUAUAUUUAAAUGGUAUAAUUGGACCACACAAAAGAAAAGUUGCAGAAACGUACAGGGAUUAGGAAUGUAUGGGUAAUGUUGUCUUUGUUACUACAUGAAUGUAUAUGACAUUUCACCAUGUCUUAAGGCUCCCACUGAUUGGCUAAAAGAGCCAUGAUUAUGUUUAGUCUUAUUAAAGCAAAUGUAUUGGUAAAAUGGUAUUACAUGCCACAUCCCUCUGUUAAUACUUUAAUAGAUGAGCUUUGAUGUUCAUUGUUACAUCGCUCUAAAGUCGCAUGGGCAUGGUCUCUUUCUGCUCGUUAUCAUUUUUGGUUUCUGCACUAGUUAGACAUUGAACCAGUGUCAAAAAACAACUUUGUUAGCCUGCAUAAUGUAUUGAGGGUACGUUUUUGACAGCACUGAAUUUCAACAUCAUGUUAGUGUGGCUAAAACAACUUUAGAAAACUCUUUGUUUGGUGAUGCUUGAACAUCUGUGAGCUAUUUAACUUUUCUGUAAAAGUUCUGCCAUAUGUUUUCUAUUUUAUUAUAAUAGACAGCUACUUUUACAAUAAAGCAUAGCUAAGAUGCCU